Molecule: messenger RNA, 998 nt
Organism: Saccoglossus kowalevskii
Lineage: Eukaryota; Metazoa; Hemichordata; Enteropneusta; Harrimaniidae
Product: armadillo-like helical domain-containing protein 3
Cellular component (GO): cytosol
Source: RefSeq, a predicted model, not a curated record
UGGUUUUGGCGAUACAUAAAUAGCAUAAUACAUUUUAGUAGUAAGUUAUUUCUUUGGUGACAUAUGACUUGUACAGGAGUGCAUCAGUUGUGUCUCAUUUUAACUACUCUGUGUAACAAGUUCUCUAUAAUCUGUAAGUAAAGAGUAUGGUCAUGAUGGAUGACAAUUCACAUCCUAAGUUAUUGAGGCAAGGCUCUGGCAGUAAAAUGGCACUCAAAGAGAAGAUAGUGCAAAUAUAUGAAGCAUUUUUUAAGGGAGAAGAUCCAUCACGAGAGAAUCCCAACUUUUGGGAAGAGUUGUUUCUUUUAAAGGCAAAUGUGCAAUACCUUGAGAGUGAGUUGGAGAAGUUAACUCCCAAAGAGCUAUUAGCUAUGAAGUUUGAAGUGAAGCAUGAACCUGGUAGUGGUGGAUUCUUUUCAGCAAUAACUAACAUGGUGGGUAGUAUGUUUGUGACUGAAGAUAUGAACCCAGAGCCAGUACGGACCUCAGAGGCAGAAUGCCCCAGCCUCCUAGACAAGGCGACACAUUUACUGGUGGUCCACCGCACAGCUACGUGCGACAUCCUCCAGUGUUACCUGGCUCUCCUGGCCGGGGCUACCACCGUGCAACAAGACGCGGUCUUAGAUGCUUGUCAGGGAGUACGUCACUGCCUCAGUCACGCAGGCUGGACAUCUUCCACUCUCUUUGAUGUGGAGAUGGCGGGUGUAGUCCCGGAGCUUCGGAGUGCAACGAACUGGAAGGUUCAGGUCGAAUCUGCUAGCCAGUUGGCCACUGCCAAGGAUAAACAGAGGGCGCCCCAAGCACAGAAAACACAUCGCCCUAAGGUGACGUCCGAUAACCAGAGUCAACCAGGAGGCAAGCACUCAUACCCUUUCGCGGGAGGGAAAAGUAGCGGCGUGAUCCCAGGGAAGAAGGGACUAGGUGGUGGCUCCUCAUCCUCCUUGGGCGGUCGUCCACCCUGGCAGCGGGGAAGCAUGUUUGACGCUUACCUUUUGUGA